Gongylonema pulchrum is the source of this 636-nucleotide messenger RNA. The record is from the annotation of a GenBank genome assembly. Lineage: Eukaryota; Metazoa; Nematoda; Chromadorea; Rhabditida; Gongylonematidae.
AUGGAAAUUGUUUAUUUGGCACUAUUUGUGCUUGCUGCAGUAUUCUUUUUCUCGCUAUUCAUACUGAUUGCUAUGUGUCGAAGGCGUGCUUUGACAACGAAACGUUUCGCCGAAGCUACUUCGUUACGUUUCACAAAAGUGGAUAACGAGAAUGUUGAAAGUGUUGUGCAACUUGAGCCACUGAUCGCGCAAGUUCUGGAUAGCAAUCAGUGGAUUUAUGAUGUUUCGGGAAUGCUUCAACACUGUGUUGUUAUCCUAAAAUUAUGCCAUGCAUUGACCAUGAAACUGUCCACCAUUCAGCUUAAUUCAGUUGAUAUACGUCUUCUGGAAGCACGUGCUUCGUCUCUUGUAAGUACAUGUUGGAUGCUUGCAUUUCCAUUUACAGUGAUCAGCCCGAAACAUCUGAAUGCAUUGGAUCGCUUAUUAUACCAUUUAGAGCAAAAUGCUACUGCUGCUGCUGCCGCUGCUGGAAAAAGUAAUAUUCCGGAUGGCAAGCCACUGCUAGAGCCGCUAGCAACAGUUAUCGAAGAAACAUCACUGAUGGAAUCGUCGACGGAUCGAAACGAUUCCACCACUGAAUCACAGCAUAGUGACGAAGCGCCAGCUGAUCCUGGUGCUCCGGUAACACCCUCGUAA